UGGGGCGGAGAAAACUUGAACAUGAGACCUCAGAAAACUGGCAGUUUAGUGACAGAAACAAGCAUUUACAAGAAUUAGUGUGUUUGAUUAUUGUAGUGUAUAUGGAAUCUGAUAGCCUGAAAUCACAGAAAAAUAUAAAGAGCUUAAGCAUAAGGUUUGUGAACAUCUAUUCGGGAAACAUAAGAAACAAACAGGGAGACCAACUUGGAGAUCACAUAACCUAACCAGGUCCAUCUGGUCACUUCACAGGGAACCAGUUCAGUUAUUUGGAUCUAAUCAAGUCUUUAGUUCUUUCGACCCCUUCCAAAUGGCAUUGGAAAAUGGCAGCUUCUCCAUGGAGAACAUAACAACCGCCAGUCCCAAACUCAAGAGCGUUGUUGAUAACAGUACCUCUGCCACCUUUGGGGCCCUGAUCCUCAGCAUCGCCAUCCUCCUAGGCAUUCCUGGCAACCUGUUCAUCAUCUGGAGUAUCUUGGCUCGUGCUCGAAAGCGCUCUGUCACCACCCUGCUUAUCCUCAACCUGGCGUUUGCCGACGGUUGCCUGAUGUUCCUUACCAUCUUCUUCAUAAUAUACCUGGCCAAGCAGAACUGGAUCUUUGGAGAAGUCUUGUGCAAGCUGCUCUUCUACUUGUGCAACACAAACAUGUACGCGUCUAUUAUGAUCAUUACACUGAUGAGUUUACACAGACUGGUGGCAGUGAUGUGGCCCUCAUAUCUGAGCGUCUGUACUCGCAGACUGACCGUUUUAUUGGUGCUCGGAGGCCUGUGGGUCGCCGUCUUUCUUUUGGCAAUGCCUGUUUUGAUGUUUAGGGCUGAAAAAACUAUUGGGAAUAAACGGAUAGUGUGUGAAACUCAUCACAAUCGUACAGAGCAGGCGGUAUUCCAGUAUACCCUUGAGACAAUGGUGGGCUUCCUGGUGCCGUAUGUGAUCAUAGUGAGCAGUUAUGUGUGUAUCCUCCGCCGCCUCAGACAGACCAAGUUCAAGAGGAUGAUACGAAGCGAGAACCUCAUUCAAGCCAUUAUUGUGACGUUCUGCAUUUUUUGGCUUCCUUACCACAUCCUUAAUGUAGUGCAGGUGAUGGCAGCGCUUACACCAGAGGGAAUGCCAUUAAAAACACAACUAAAAAACAUCUGGGAGUCCAGCCGUGCUGUUACGUCUACUCUGGCAUUUAUCAGUAGUUGUGCCAAUCCUGUCCUAUAUGCAUUUGCUGGACGCUCAUACAUUAAAGCUGAUGGCCUGGCGUUCAUGGCCAGACUUUUUGAGGGAACCGUUCUGGACUACAGUGCUCGGAAAAACCAACAGACUAGGGAUGUCAUCAGGCUAUAAAACUCAAGGAGACACAUAGGAAUCCAUCUUGGACAAUAAGUUAUUCUGGAUAUUUAUAUUGGAAAAUCUUUUUGUAUUGUGACUGAACAAAUAGAAGGCAGCGUAAAGACAUGGUCGUGUUGAAAAUAACACACUUUAAUUUAUUUACUUUAUGAUCACUAAAAAAAACUGUUCAAUAGAGUGAGCAUAGUGAAUGUUUGUAGUGUGGUAUAAAUGCAACCCAGAAAUACUAGCUUUGCCAUUUGAUCACAUGAUCAGUGUGGGGUUUCAUGAUUUUACUGGUAUUUACAAAUCAUCACCUUUAUAUGUGCAUCAGAAAGAAGGUGUCCAGCAGGUUGAGGAAUAUAGUGAAUUCAGAUGUUCUUCAGGUAGUUCUGUAAGUUAAUACACAGCCCAGACUGAUUUUUAAAGCAGUAGUCAACAUUUGAACUGGAUCAAAACAACUUAAAAGAAUGGGAGUCCUUUAACAGUUAAAAAUAACUUUGAUUAGGGUUACACAAUAUAUUGUUUCAGCAUCAAUAUUUCAAUGUGUGCAUCCACAAUAAUCACAUCGCAUAGAUGUGUAACGCCGAGUUGACUUUGCAGUGUUUUUUUUUUUUUUUUUUACAUUUACAUAUACAAAACCAUAAUGCAUAAAUGCUGUUU
This is a messenger RNA of Danio rerio (zebrafish), 1972 nucleotides long. RefSeq names its product leukotriene B4 receptor 2b (gene ltb4r2b). The record is from RefSeq and is marked validated. NCBI's taxonomy places the organism in Eukaryota, Metazoa, Chordata, Actinopteri, Cypriniformes, Danionidae. Gene Ontology annotation, cellular component: plasma membrane; membrane. Gene Ontology annotation, molecular function: G protein-coupled receptor activity; leukotriene receptor activity. Gene Ontology annotation, biological process: G protein-coupled receptor signaling pathway; leukotriene signaling pathway; signal transduction.